UGGAUGUGUGACGAGGUGUCCUAACGACGGCACAAGUCGUCCUCGCGUUUCGUCCGUGCAUGCUACAACGGUCCUCGUCAAGCCAAUGGAACGGAAGGGAUGGGCGGGACGUAGCGGCAACAAGGUCCAUCACGACGCCCCUGGGAGCCGCCGCGUUCCUCGGCACGGCGGUAAGCCUCGCUAUGUGCACGAUAUGGGCGCAGCAGCUACCGCCGCCCCAGAACAGCCAGUUCCCGCCACCGCCUCCUCCGUGGUGGGACCCGCAGACGCGACCGCACACCCCGAACCGCUGGUUCAUCAUGACCCGAGCAUGGCCCUUCCCGGUCACGCUUAACCUCAUCCGACCGGGACUCUGGAGCACCUUUAACGGCACUCUCCUGCAGUCGGUCUCACCCGACGAAGUCGUCUUCAUCACGCGCUUACACAACGAGCUGAGGCAGACGCUGGCCUCCGGAAAGCUGGGUGGUUUCGCGCCGGCGGCAGACAUGCUUCUCCUGGAGUAUGACGGAGAAGUAGCAAGUCGCGCCCAAGUCCACUCACAGAGUUGCCGCUUCCAACAUGGCUGCUUUGGAUGCGGCCAAGUUAGGGGAUACAUCGGCCAAAACCUGUUCCUGGCACCCGGGGGCAACUGGGAGCAGGCCAUCAGGUCCUGGUGGGAUGAACACCGGAGCACGAGCAGCGACAUCGUCGGCCGCUUCAACUUCUCUCCCCGAAACGGACACUUUACGCAGAUGGCUUGGUCACGCACUGCAAAAGUGGGCUGCGGUGCCACCGACUGCCCACAGCUAGGCGGACGCUACAUGGUCUGCAACUACGAACCUGGAGGAAACAUGCUGAGGCAACCGGUGUACAGGGAAGGCUGGCCUUGCUCCCAAUGUCCCCAAGGCACGCAGUGCACGUCCGUGCAGGGCCAGGGCUCUCAGGAAAUGGCACUUUGCGGACGCCAGCCUCUGAGUUGUCCGCCUGCUCCCCCAGCACCUCCAAGGCGCGCACCAUGAACCUCCUCAGCCCUAGCGACAUCAUUUCUCGCGAGACGAGGCACAGAAAAAUUUCGAAAUGUGAAUACACUGUUUCAUGUUAUAGGCGUUCGAUAACGAUCGACUACAUUUGAAUGUGUUUUCCGGCUCCAUUUACAAGUCUACAAGCUGGGGAGCCCGCUUUGCAAAUAACUUUUAACGGUU
This is a messenger RNA of Rhipicephalus sanguineus (brown dog tick), 1181 nucleotides long. Its product is annotated as scoloptoxin SSD976-like. Gene Ontology annotation, cellular component: extracellular region. Bases 60 to 998 code for a protein of 312 amino acids. The record is from RefSeq and is a predicted model, not a curated record. Lineage: Eukaryota; Metazoa; Arthropoda; Arachnida; Ixodida; Ixodidae. The transcript is spliced from 7 exons.